This is a messenger RNA of Rotaria sordida, 582 nucleotides long. The record is from the annotation of a GenBank genome assembly. Lineage: Eukaryota; Metazoa; Rotifera; Eurotatoria; Philodinida; Philodinidae.
AUGGCAAGUAAACCAAUUCUAAAGAGAAUUCGAGAUGUUCUUAUGACAAAUAGUACUAAUGAAUAUGACAAAAAUAUUUCUGAGGAUGAGGAGUCGAAUUCUGAUCCGGAUUAUUUAGGUGCUGAAACGGAAUCCGAUGACACAUCCACUGAUGAACAUAUUUCAAAAAAAGAUGAUUCAUCAGAUUCUGACAAUACUGAUGAUGAUACAGUUAUAAAUAAUCAACCAGAAUCAGCAGAAAAAAAUGGUGUUUUAUGGACAACACAAACAACUGCAGCUCAUAGUCGUUUAUAUGUCAUCAAUAUAAUGAAGAAGAAACCAGGUGCUGUUACUGCAGUUCAGACAAUAAUGGAUGCAUUCAAGUUUUUCAUUACCGAUGAGAUUUUAAAUGAAAUCGUUCUUCAAACAAACAAAUAUGCCAAGCGAUACAUAAAUCAACAAAAACAAAGGCGAUCAAAUGGUGGUGCUAGUCAGUCAAAAUUGGUCCAAUGGAAAGAUCUUGACCGUAUCGAAUUAGAAGCGUUUCUCGGAUUAUUAAUUCAAUCGGGUAUUUGCCAUAGUAAUCAUGAAUCAAUUACUUAA